Anisakis simplex (herring worm) is the source of this 342-nucleotide messenger RNA. NCBI's taxonomy places the organism in Eukaryota, Metazoa, Nematoda, Chromadorea, Rhabditida, Anisakidae. The record is from the annotation of a GenBank genome assembly.
AUGGAAGACACUCUCGAGAGACGAAUCACAGCCUUAGAGGAACGUCUGGGACUUUUGCCGAUCGGCACAGAGGCUAGCUUCAACUCGUCGAUUGAUUUCGACUUGCCGGCACUUCGACAAAAAAUCACUGAUGCCGGUUGUGGCUUCAUCUUGAAGAUUCCGUCGGAAGACGUGAAAAAACUGAACGAUCUUAUAAAUCAGGUGAAUAUUCAGCCGGAAUAUUUGACUUUUGCGGAAAAACAACGAGCCAUUGAAUUUGGUUAUGAUUUGAUGGUGGAACGUGCACGACUUUUAGAGGAGUUUGAGAAGGGUUUUCAGGUGAGUCAUUUUCGUGGGCAGUGA